This is a messenger RNA of Glycine soja, 852 nucleotides long. Its product is annotated as kunitz-type trypsin inhibitor KTI1-like. The transcript has a single exon. Bases 63 to 674 code for a protein of 203 amino acids. The record is from RefSeq and is a predicted model, not a curated record. Gene Ontology annotation, molecular function: endopeptidase inhibitor activity. Lineage: Eukaryota; Viridiplantae; Streptophyta; Magnoliopsida; Fabales; Fabaceae.
UACUUAUUCACGCAACUCAACAACAAAAGCCUUUUUUUUAAAAAAAAAAAUUCCUUUAAAAAAUGAAGAAUACUAUCUUCUUCGCUCUCUUUCUUGUUUGUGCCUUCACCUCAUACCUACCUUCAGCCACCGCUGAUACUAUCUUCGACAUAAAUGGUGAUUUUGUCCGAAACGGUGGCACAUACUACAUCUUGCCAGUUAUAAGAGGAGACGGAGGUGGAAUAGAAUUCGCCGCAACAGGAAACGAAACAUGCCCUCUCACUGUAGUGCAAUCUCCCCUUGAGGUCUCUAAGGGUCUACCACUAAUCAUUUCAUCACCAUUCGAAAUCCUUAGCAUCCAAGAAGGCCUUAUUUUGAACAUUGGGUUCACUUUUGUGCCCCCCUGUGCCCUAAUUCCUUCUGAGUGGACUACUGUUAAGGGUUUACCAGAAGGACUCGCUGUUAAACUUACUGGGUAUGAAAAUAAAGUGCCUGGUUGGUUUAAAAUUGAGAGAGUUUCCCUUGAAUUCAAUGACUAUAAGCUUGUGUUCUGUGCAACUGAAGAUAGCACGUGUGUGGAUAUUGGGGUUUAUAUUGAUGGUGAAGGAAACAGGCGUUUGGUGGUGACUGAGAAUAAUGAUCCGUUAUUGGUUCACUUUAAGAAAGUUGAAGUUGAAUCAUCAGCUACUGCUUGAGGUGGCCUUAAAAAAUCAUGUGGUUUCUCGUAGUGUAAGACUGAAUAAAUGCUUUGGUUGUAAUGAUUAAUUCAAGACUGAAUAAAAUAAGAAUAGUGCCUUUACGAAUUUCUGUAACACGAAAUAUGUAAUACGUGUAAAGAUGGAGCUAUAUUCAAUGUCCGUUAAUUCCGUAUAA